Messenger RNA from Neospora caninum, 3291 nucleotides. RefSeq lists its product as hypothetical. The record is from RefSeq and is a predicted model, not a curated record. The transcript has 8 exons. The coding region runs from base 1 to 3291 and encodes 1096 amino acids. Lineage: Eukaryota; Apicomplexa; Conoidasida; Eucoccidiorida; Sarcocystidae.
AUGAGACGCGGCUGCGCGAAACACUCUCGGGGGAAGCGGGCGUCCCGCGCCGCCCGCCUUCCCCCUCCGUUUCCGCGUCAUUUUUCGUCUUCUUCAUUCUCGGUGUCUUCGUCUCCUUUUCUCUCUCCUCUCUCUCUCCACCUCUCUUCCCUCUCUUCCGUGCACAUCAUCUGUGUGUCUCCUGUCGCUGCUUCUGUCUUCUCUUCCGACGUGCCUGGGUCUCCUCUCUCCACUUGCAAGGCACGAAGGACCGUGUCUUUGUUGCGCUCGGUUCUUCUCCUGCUCGGCCUUCUUGUGACUAUCUGGAGCGACGCCUCGACAGCAUCGGCCGCUCCCUCUCCUCGCAGACUGCAGGAGAACUUUGUUGGGCUGCCAGCUCUGCCGUUCUUGACGCCGCCUCCUGAUUCCCUGGACGUUUCUUCUUCGCAUUCCUCUUCUGCAGUAACGUCUUUCAACUCUUCUUUUCCAUCCCUCUUAUCUCCGCGGCCUUCUGAGCGUCUGACGCACUCUCUGACUUCUGUUACCUUCACGUCUUCCUGGCAGUCCUCGGAGGCCUUCUCUCCGCCUCAGCCUCCACCUCUCUCUGACGGCCAGCUCCUCCCCGUAGCUAGGCGCUCGCCUGCUUCUUCUCUCCUUGUCUAUCGCGGAAUUGUCUUCCCAACAGCUACUUCCGAGUCUCUGCUGGCUUCUCACUCUUCUUCAUCCGCGUCAUCUUCUUCCCCAUCUUCAUCAGCCUCAUCACAGGCCCCUGCCUCCUCGUCUCGUGCGGCCCCGCCGGUUAGCCGGAGACCGUUCUCGUCCGACUUUUCCUUGGGGUACUUUGCGCCUCUGAAGGACCAGGUGUUUCCUGUAGCUGUCCCGGCUGCCUUCCUCUCAGCGGCGCCGUCUUGCCGCGGCGGCGCAGCCUGCAGAGACCGCGCGCGGUCCUCGGGAGCGCUUUCGCCCCGAGAAAAAAAGGGAGAGAAAGAGGAAGACCUUCGAGCGUGGGGCCCGUUCUUUGUCCGCGUCCGAGGGCUGGUCGACGCAGCUGAUCUCCAGAGCGAAAUCCAGGCCUCUGAAGGCUCGGACUUUUUCGCGAGCUCCAUCGAUCCACACGUCGCCUUCUUUUCCAAGUCGCGCACUUCCCUGCCUUCCGGGACGCACCCAGGCGAGAAGGCAAAUCCGGAAGGAAGCAAGAAACAAGGGAUCGAACCAUCCUCCCCGCCGCACCCGCUGCAUCCUCCUGCUUCACCUUCUUCAUCUUCUCAUCCGUCUUCUUCACUUUCCGCUUCCCUCCCCAGCGCCUCGUCCCGCGCCGUCUCGCCUGCUGAGGGAGUGGCAAUUCGCAGUCGAGAGAACGGGGACGGUGCGGCUGUGCGGAUGAGAGAAGGCGGCGAGUGGGGCGGGCGCGCGAGAGAGAACGUCUCCGAAACGACGGAAGGAAAUCCUGGAAAAUCGCUCGCGGGAGGCGAAACGGACGAGGCGAGAGACACAGACGACGGGCGAGACGCUCAAGACCCGUCAGCGAAUCCUGGCAAAAACGCCCUCGGCAGACAGUCCGAGCCGCCGUCGGCUGACGAGAGAAAGGGAAAAGGAAAGGAUUCCGCUGAAGAUACAGCCGAACAAUCAAGAGCGCGAUUGGGAGCGGAAGACCGAGCUGAGGCGAGCGGCACUGACCAGGAGAAGGAAGGAACAGCAGAAGGAUUCGGCCACGGAGACGAUGAUCACACAUUCUCUUUGCCACCCGCGUCUGACGCCUCUCCUUCCUCUUCUUCUUCUUCCUCUUCUUCCUCCUCUUCUUCCUCGUCUUCAUCGUCUGACGAUUUCAGAAGCCGCCUUUCUGGUUUUCUGUCCUCGACCUCGCCGUUCGCGUCGAUUCCUCGUCAGGGGAGCUGGCUAGCUGAGCGCACGCAGCCGCGUGCUCAGGCCGUCUUCGACGAUGCAUGUGUUGCUGUUUACCUGAUCGCUUCUGUCUCUUCUCCUUCUUCCUCUUCUCCCCCUUCUUCGAUGAGAGGCGACGCGAGAGACCGCCAGAGUCGUGUAGGAGCUAGUCCCCCCCCGUUGCUGUCGGCUGCCUCGCCUGGAACGGGAGAGGAACCGCAUGCACUGCUGGAGCUGCGUGCGACGGUGACGCGCGCGUCCCCAGAGACGCCCUCUGCGCUCGGAGAGAAAGGAUCCGACAGAGACACCGCGCAGGCGGGUGCGAAGGUGGGCGAUGGCGGGAUGCAUCGAGAGGGAAAGGUGCGACUCGGCGUUUGCUAUCGCGGGCCGAGUCCAGCACGAAGAACCAAGGCGCUUUUUGCAGAUCUUGCUGACCUGCAAAAAGGCGAUUACCCAGACGUGUCGCCCGGCUCCGCCUCGCCUCUCGGGUCGGAGGCUGCGCGUGGAGAUAUCUUUGAAAUCGGCGAACUUGUCUUUCACAGAGCCCCCGUUCUCUCCCUCGCUGUAGACGAUCCUUCCUGGCCGUUCCCCUUCUUCGCCUGGCCGUCCCUCCACGCCUCGGAGGCGAGAGAUGGAGAAACGACACAGAGAGAAACUGAAAAGGCUGCAAAGAUCAAAAGAGGCGCGGAUGUGAUUUCUGCAGCAUCUCCCUCGUGGCAAAGUUCCCUGUACUUAGGGAUGAAAGACAAGGAAACUGUACACAUGCGCCGCUUCAUCAAUGCAGGCUGGGACUAUCAGAGAGAUAUUGAAGGCUUCAACUUGACUGCGUUCAACCGCCUCGUGCUCAAGUCGGUCCCUAGACACUCGGGGUUUCGCUGCCCAGGAUUUUGGGAGCAACACGCGUUCCUCGGCGACGCCCCCUCGGCGUUUUCUCCGGAGAUCAACGGCACGGACCCCGGCCUCGGCAUGCUUCGCUUUGAAAUGCGCGAGCGCUAUCGGGACGAGAGCUCCAGCAACUUGUUUGACGGCGGGUUCGUUCCGACGCUGAAUCUGCGCACCUUCGCCUGCUUCUACGCGAACGAAGCGGAUCCGCAAGGCCUGCCGAUCGCCGAGGUCGUCUUCGUGAUGGACUCCAAAGACGCCGUGCUUAUCGUCUUGUUCGUCCUCAGCUUGGUCAUGGGCGUUCCGAUCUGUUGCGGCAUCUCCUUUUCCUGCCACGCCCUCAAACACCGCAGGCUGCGACGAGCCUUGCGGCGUCUCCGACUCGUUCAGCAACGCGACGCAAUUGAACUUCACCUCAUGCAGGAGCUGGGCGUGAGUCCCCAGAUCGACGAAGACGACGAGGAGGAUGAAGAAGACGAAGGCGUCUCACACGACCUCCCGAAAGCGUGCGAAGUCUCCACCGCCGAAACCAGUGCAGCAGUGCGCUAG